AUGAAUGCGGUGCGGUGCGGUCCAAACCGCACCAAUGCCCACCCCUAUCGGUUGGCCUCCAUGUGCAGUGUAUCUGUAUCCCAGCUGUUUCCUGCAGUGAGCUUGCAUUUUGCUGGCGGCGCUUCUCUGGUAUUAAAACCAGAGGAGUAUCUUGUCCAGUCUUUUUUGGACCCUGCUGGGAUCUGGUGCCUGGGUUUUGGGAAGAGCCCACAACUGACAAUUUUAGGAGAGCUUGUGCUGAAAGAUAAGAUUUUUGUGUACGAUUUGAUUCAUCAGCGGAUUGGAUGGACUCACUUCAACUGUUCAUCGGCACCAAACGUCUCCAUCUCUAGAGACUACUUCGUCAGUUCCGCACAUUCGAGCUUGAGUACCUGGUCAACAGGCUCACUACCUCUAGCCAUCAUCACCUCUGUCUUCUUGUUUGUUUUUUGGGUUAAGAUAGUUCAAUCUUGA
Linum trigynum is the source of this 453-nucleotide messenger RNA. The record is from the annotation of a GenBank genome assembly. Lineage: Eukaryota; Viridiplantae; Streptophyta; Magnoliopsida; Malpighiales; Linaceae.